CCCAGGAUGCAAGCAGCUGGGGAUAUGUUCCCCACUGACUGGAGCCCACCACCUGUGGAGUUCCUGAACAUGGGGUCACCACAGGCCAGCAGGAUGGCCUCGGCCCACGGGUGGAUUGGCAGAGCAGGGCCUCAGGGGCCGAGGAGACUGGCCCUCCAGCUGCCCAAGUACUUAGAGCAGCAGCCCCAGGACUCAGAACCCAAGAGGGGCCUGGCCUCACUGGAGGAGCCUUUCUGGAACACACCAGGCCCGAGCUAGGAGGCUGCAGCUCCAGUGGAUGGCUGCACCUUGUCAUACCCCAACUGCCCUUGGGCCACCUCCCAUGGCUAUCACUCCUCAGCCUCACCACCGCCCCCCAUGUUCCUCCAGCCUCUCUACAGCCUUCAGGCCCUCCUGGCUGGGAAGUUGAACCCCCAAGCUGGGCCGGAGCAGGCCCUGUAGCGGGAGUGAGAGAAGCUGCUUCUGCAGGACUGUCCCAGCCCUGACUCCCUGGAUCUCAGCGAAGAUGGAGUGCCUCUCAUACCAGAGCACAGGACGCUGGUGGAGUGCUUCGUGUCACCACGGGCCCUCCCAGCAGUGCAUCCAGGCGAGACUGUGUUUCUACCCAGGCAUCACCCCCUGCCUUGCAUCCUGGAUUGUUCACACUUGAAGCCACAGUGUGACCUGGAAGAGCUGUUCUUCUGCUCCUCGCUGGCCCAGCAGCUCUCCUUCCUGCGCAGCGGCCUCCAGAGCAACCUCUACCUGCACACUGCCGACUGCCCCGUGCCUGUGCUGCAGUGGCUCUUCCAGCUGCUACCAUGGCCUCCAGAAACUUCUUCAGGAGCCUUUGGUCUCCUGUGGGAUCUCAGCAUGGAUGAGUUCUUCCAUCAUUCUGGUGAAGCCAUGUGUAUGUGGUGCCCCUCACUGCAAGAGGUCACAGAGGCCUUUUAUAGCCUGGGAGCCCUCAACCCUGCCGUGUACCCCGUGGGGCCCUGUCAGCACAGCGGGGAGAGUGAUGCUAGCCUGAGCUGGAGUGAGCAGCAGAACACCCCCUUAGAAACCACCUUGGACAUCAGCCUGAACUACAUCUACAAGGUCCUGACACUGGGUGCUCUGGCCCAGCCAGGGGCCUACGUCCAUGGGAACCUCUUGAGCCUGAUUGAACUGCUCUGCCGAGCCGGCCUGGACGUGGGGCUCCAACUGCUGCCCAAGACCAACCUCCAGCAGCUCCUGUUUCUGCUCCUUGAUGACACCCAGCAAUGGCCAGUGAAGCUCCAUCAGUCGUGCCACAGCCUGAGCUGGGUGUCAGAUCACCACCACAACCGACUGGUGCUUGUGCAGUUUUUCCUGGAUGUGACUCCCCGGAACAGGUGGCAACUUCGAAGCCAGCCCAGCCUCGUGAUUAUUGCCCGGAUACUGAGCCAGCAAGAGUCUCUCCAUCUCUGGCAAGAGAAGGCCCAGCUGUCCUCGCUCAGCCACCUCCUGAGCUUCUUGAGGCCAUCAUCCCUCAGGCAGUACCUGAGCUUUGGGAACUUGCCACCCAGCCAGGAGCAACAGCCAAACGCCGGUGCUGAGCUUGACUGCAAGAUGUGCUACCUGUGCCACAGCCUCCUGACACUGGCUGGGGUGGUGGUCAGCUGCCAGGACAUUUUGGACCACUGGGAAGAGCUGCAGCUGCUCUGCGCGCAGUUGGACCAACAUGUCAACAAGGAGAGCCCUUAGGCCAUGCACCAAACCAAACUCAAGGACCUGGCUGCCCAGACCUACAUCCACUGACAGGAGCUACUGGCCCACUGCCAGCCCCAGGUCCAGUACUUCAGGCCCUGGAAGGACAUCUGAAGGAGCAGGGCAGGGCUGGGCUGGCCCAGGGCUCUUGUCUCUGGCAGGAAUUGAACGGGGCUCAGGGAACGGGAGCAAGUGAAGAAUGGAGGCCAGAGAAAGACCAGUCUAAUGAAGCAAGAGCCUGCUGCACACUGCCCCUGGCCCUACCAGCCAAGGCAAGAGGCUUCCCCUGCCCGGCCUGUCCCUCAGCUCUCCUCCCCUCCCAGCCAUCUCUUCUGUCCCCACAGCCUUUGUCUCCAGAGCUCUGGUGUCCCUUGCCUUCUUGGGUCCUGCUGAACCUUAGUCCUCCCCACCCUCCUUCCUCUGUGUUACUAGGAGUUUCUUUGUGCACAUUAAAAUCUUAUU
Molecule: messenger RNA, 2166 nt
Organism: Manis javanica (Malayan pangolin)
Lineage: Eukaryota; Metazoa; Chordata; Mammalia; Pholidota; Manidae
Gene: FAM178B
Product: family with sequence similarity 178 member B
Source: RefSeq, a predicted model, not a curated record